Messenger RNA from Lindgomyces ingoldianus, 1289 nucleotides. RefSeq lists its product as uncharacterized. The transcript has a single exon. Bases 183 to 1112 code for a protein of 309 amino acids. Lineage: Eukaryota; Fungi; Ascomycota; Dothideomycetes; Pleosporales; Lindgomycetaceae. The record is from RefSeq and is a predicted model, not a curated record.
CAACACCGUACGUGGAUUCAACUCCGGCUUUUCUACUUUCAUACGCGUGCUCACGCCGUUACUUAUAGCGUUCCUAUAUCCAAAUAGCCAUCGUCUCACAUAUCGCUCGAUCGUCUCUAUCUCGCGGCGUUGCUAGGAGAUUUCAAUCGUUUCUUCCCUGCCCGUGGAAUCCUUUCCGCACGAUGGCGAUCAAUAAUUCGAAUCCGCGACACCAGCCGUGCUAUGUUUUGCACGACCACGGAAUGCCUUGCGUAGUUUGGUUCGAGGAUGCUGUCGCGUACUAUGGCGUCCCAACAGUUGUGUUCGACUUACACGUACUUGUAUCAGACAUUGAGACAGCUGCACAGGUGCUUAUCCAAAAUGGAUGGACCCUCGUUCCGCAAGAGAAGGGCAAAAUUGGAAAUGCAAACGUAGAUUACGCACAGCGUCGUCUAACACCACCAUCUCAAGAUAGUCACGACGCAGAACUAUCUAAGCCUCACCCGCACACCUCCAUACCGCCACCACCAAGUACGAAACCUCCGGGACCAACAACUACUGUCCUUCUUCCAGCUGCAGACUGGAAUUUCAACCUUGAAGAAUAUGCCCCAGAAAAUACAAAAACCCUGGUCACCACCAUCUUUCCUCCAAUAGCAGGCUUAUUAGACGCUUUGAUCGACAGCCUAUUAGAUUGCCCCUCCAAUAAUGAUAUACUUCAAACCCAUAUCGCCCUUCAAAUCGCCUAUCUGUAUGACUGGGCGCCCGUGCUGCAAGACCGGGCGUUUGCAGAACGCUUGAUGUAUGAGCAUCGUCAGUAUCAUUUCGAUGUCCUGUCUGGAAUGAGCCAUGGCACUGUACCGUUCAUCUCUCAUCAACGUAAUGUUCGAGAAGCAUUACGGCAAAGGACACAUGAGCUUCAAGAAUGCUCCGCUCUCGACAACAAAGCCUUGUUUAGUGGAGAAAGGGAGGCACAACUGUUAGCCUCAAUGCAUAAUCCUUUCCCUGAAAAGGAGGAAGAUUGGAAAGAAGAAGAUGGCUGGGAAGUUUAUAACCAUUUGGAGAAGAUUGAAGGCGUGGCGAAUGGCUACACCAAACCAGGCGACUUGGAGGAUAUCAAUAGGCAAGGGGCUUAAGGGCUUUGGUAGCAUGAAAACACUUCCCUAAGGGUCCAACAUGGGAUGGGAGAGGGGGUGCAGUGUUAUGUAGCUAAGUGCCUAUUCCAGCACCGGCUAGUCACUCGACGAACAAUUUUAACGUCACCGCUACGCUAUGUAUAGCUCACGCUGUUUUAUAAGACUUAGAAACUUCUU